AAUCCAAAUGCUGUACAAUACGUGGUUUUGCGGACUUGUUUUCAAUUCUCAUCUGAACAAAUUAUACUUUAAAGCGUCUUGUAUCAAUUCAUUAAUAACAUUCAACAGUCUGCGGUUUCUUAAUCAUGGACGACCACAACAACGGGCUGGCGGAGAAAAUAAUAAAAGAGUUGAAUCAUGUUCUUGCAAAUCCUGGAUUGACUGAGUUCGACAUUGUUCCUUUGGAAUCAAAUAAGAACAAAUCGCCUGUGCUGUAUGUUAAUACAUCUGUGGGAUUGGAGUCUUGGUGUGUGAAGCAUGUAUACAUGUACUGCUACAAUGAACUGAUCGUGGAUUUCCUCACUAAUCCAAAGCGAAGACUCAGCAGAAUAUCUAAUCUUAACUUCAAACGGAUAGCGCAUUUGUUGAAUACAACAAUACUGUUGAAUCCUGAUAUAAGUACUCUUUGGAACAAGAGGCGUGAGAUGUUGGGGAAGAAUUACUUGGAAUGGUCGUCAGAAUUACAAUUCGCAAGGUUGGUCUUAUCCAGGAAGCCUAAAUGUAACGAUGCUUUUGCUUAUAGACGGUGGAUCUUACAAGAUUUCCUGAAAGGGGAUGUGCAGCAACCUUACCAGUUGAUAGAUUCUGUACUAGUUGAAGAGCUUGAUGUGUGCAACAUGGCUGCGGACAAAUGCCAGAAUAAUUAUCACUGCUGGGACCAUCGCAGGUGGCUACACAAUAUUUGCUGGAAAUUGCAAUUCGGUUUCAAUUCCGCCCUCUUCUCCUUUACUGAAUACCAAUUUAUCAAGGAUUGGACCUCAAAACAUGUGUCCGAUCACAGUUGCUUUCACUACCGCCAGUUCUGCGUAAAAAAGCUUUACGAAGUAGACGAAAGGUGGACAGUAUUUGAAAAAAUGAUACAAGUUGACUUACGAGAGAAUUUGCAAAAGGUUGUUGAGGCUCAUUUACGUAAUGAUGCAAGUGUGACGCCCAACAAGACGUUCAAGAAAACAAUUGAAGAUGAUGACCUUAUUGCCUUAGUGUUAGGUCACGGUCCCGGUACUUGCAUAUGCAAAAAUACAUCCAACACAUGUCAAAAAUUUGAAAUCCUGUUCUAUGAACUAGUGUCAAAUGAUGAGCUACUGAAAUACUAUAAAUAUCAUGAGACUCUCUGGUAUCACCGGCGGUUUGUAGUACACGAGAUCUUAGAGACUAUGUAUGAGUAUUUAGGAAUAGAGAGGAAGAAUGGAAAACUUGUUAAGAGGACUUUAUCACCUGAGGAGAUUGAACGCAGAGAUACCUGUAUAAAUUGUGAUAAUGCUGAAUUGAAGGAGCAUCAUAGUAAGGUUGAACAGCUAGAAGUUGGCUGGGUGUAUAACUGUGAGCUAUUCAAAGUCUUAGUAAAGCAUGAGAAAGAGUUGAUAAAAGAUAGGCGAAGAGAUUCAGACAAAUAUGCGGGUAGGCAUGAAGACUACCUGAAGUAUGUUGAGGGACUUGAUAAGUACUUUUAAAUAAAAUAUUUACCUGUAUCAAUGUACUCUGGCUGGUAACAAUACAUGACUGCAGUAGUUACUUGUUUAUUCAUUGCAUAUGAGCAAGUAAUGAUUAAACAAUUUUAGCAUUAAAAUCACUUUUAUCAUAGAACAAUCUAGUCAGUUACCACAUAGGAUAGUAAGUAUGUUUAUAUAUUUAAAUAUUAUUUGAAAUAUAAUCCAAAAUGAAUUAACAAGUUGUUUUACCAAAAUGUUUGUAUGAAAACUGUCUCAAGUUGUUAACAGCCUGAGUAUAGUAGAAAUGACUACAUUUUUAUAAUAUCACAAUAAAUGUAAUUUAAAAUAAUUGCAUUUUCGGGUAUUUAUUCAAAGCUAGUAUUGUAGAAGAGUAGUAUUUUUAAUCAAUUACAAUAAAUUCGAUAUACUAUUUCCUUAGGGUAGUAUGAUGACUGGUUGCUAGGAGACGCUAUGGUGCGCUCGAAGAUAUGUAGAUCUCUUUUUAAGGUCUCUGCACA
Molecule: messenger RNA, 1987 nt
Organism: Helicoverpa zea (corn earworm)
Lineage: Eukaryota; Metazoa; Arthropoda; Insecta; Lepidoptera; Noctuidae
Gene: temp
Product: protein prenyltransferase alpha subunit repeat-containing protein 1
Exons: 3
Coding region: 126-1490 (454 amino acids)
Biological process (GO): protein prenylation
Cellular component (GO): cytoplasm
Molecular function (GO): protein prenyltransferase activity
Source: RefSeq, a predicted model, not a curated record